Andrographis paniculata is the source of this 2281-nucleotide messenger RNA. RefSeq names its product E3 ubiquitin-protein ligase SIRP1-like. Gene Ontology annotation, molecular function: ubiquitin protein ligase activity. Gene Ontology annotation, biological process: protein ubiquitination. The record is from RefSeq and is a predicted model, not a curated record. The coding region runs from base 594 to 1853 and encodes 419 amino acids. The transcript has 2 exons. Lineage: Eukaryota; Viridiplantae; Streptophyta; Magnoliopsida; Lamiales; Acanthaceae. Gene Ontology annotation, cellular component: cytoplasm.
AAAUAAUAAUUUAGUGGCAGCCAUUCUUGGACUGGGAAGGAAUAAUAUACAAUAAUGAAUUUAUAUGUAUAUAUGUAUGAGUGGUAUCGUCAACCUCUGAAUUUAGAUGGUUUAACAGUAAUGGCAAUGGUAGUUAGAUUCAAUUCAAAGGAUCGGAUCCGACCGCACAUGAGAGGCGGAGGAGGAGAGAGAGAGAGAGCGAUCCACAGCAGGAUGGCCCCAGGACCCUCCCAUAUAUAUUAAUCAUUUGUUUUUUUGUUUUUUCUUUUUUUUUUAUCGUUGGUAGUGGUAUUUGUUUGUUGUCUUCAAACCAAAAACCACGCGGAUUCCUUCCUCCGAAGCCGAAGAAGAACUCAUCCAUCACAACACGCGCAGAGGAGGAUUCUUUUCCUAUUUUCAUUUUGCUUUUCUGUUCUGGCGAAGAACAGAACAGAACAGACAAGGAGGAGGAGAGAUUGCUUUGGCUUGGAUUGACUUGGAUUGCUGCUGCAUCAUAUCAUCAUCCGAGAAAACCGAAUUCGGAAAACAAAAAAAAAAAAAGUAAAAGAGAAAAAGGAUACCUCUAGAAAUCCGACGAACCUGGUAAAGCUGCAAUGGAGGAAUCAGAGGCAUCGUCGUCGCGAUAUUGGUGCCAUAUGUGUUCGCAGACGGUGAAUCCGAUCAUGGAGGUCGACUCAGUCAAAUGCCCAAUCUGCCAGAGCGGCUUCGUCGAGGAAAUGUCUUCUGCAUCUGCCCCAAAUUCCGAUCCUCCUCUCGAACUCGGCUCCGAUUCUGACCGUGCUCUCUCCCUAUGGGCACCAAUUCUGCUCGGCAUGAUCAGCAAUCCGAGGAGGCGCCGUCGCAUCAGGAACAUGGAAUUCGAAGAGGAAGAUAACAACGAGGACGACAACAACACCGCCGCCGCCGCAACCACCACCACCAACAACGAUCAAAGUGUUCUCAGCAUCGACAGCCAUGGACACCAGGAGAGGGAUACAGAGCUCGACCGAGAACUGGAAUCCAUAAUAAGGAGGAGAAGAAGAAGAAGCUCCGCCGCAAUCCUACAACUCCUGCAAGGAAUCCGAGCCGGAAUACUCGCCGAAACAGCAAAUUUGGAGAAUAUGCAGCAGCAGCAGCUGCAGCUGGAGGGUGGAGAUAGAGAGAAUGAUAACAGAGGGGAGCGUGUGAUCCUGAUCAAUCCUUUUAACCAGACGAUAAUCGUACAAGGCUCAUACGACUCUCAGAACCGCAUUCCGGCUCCAGCUCCAGCUCCAAUUGGAUCGUUCGGCGACUACUUCAUUGGCCCCAGUCUCGACUUGCUGCUGCAGCAUUUGUCGGAGAACGAUCCUAACAGAUACGGAACGCCGCCAGCUCAGAAAGAGGCGGUGGAGGCGCUGCCGAAGGUGAAGGUGGAGGAAACUCUGCAGUGUUCGGUGUGUUUGGAUGAGUGCGAGGCGGGGACUGAAAUGAAGGAGAUGCCUUGCAAGCAUAAGUUCCACAGUGAGUGCAUUUUGCCAUGGCUGGAGCUCCACAGCUCCUGCCCUGUGUGCAGGCACCAGUUACCCUGCGAUGAGUCGAAGCUUGAAGCCACAGGGGAGGGGGGAUUGAGAAACAACACAGGCACCAGUACCAGCAAUGAUGGGAACAACAAUGGUGGUGGUGGUGGGGAUAGGGACAGACAGUAUUCAGCAGCAGCAGCAGCUCCGCUGCCAUGGCCUUUCAGCAGUCUGUUCUCAUCCUCCAUCUCCAUCUCGAGAUCCCCCCGGUCUGUCCCUGGAAAUUCAUCUAUAGCGUCUACAUCUUCUGAGCCGACGACAAAUGGAGGAGCAGGAGCAGGUGCAGGUGCAAGGGAGGAGGAUGAAGAUAACAACUGAUAUAUAUAUAUAUAUAUAUAUAUGUUGGAUGUGCUUUAUAUGUAACAAGCAUUAAUGGCGGCGAGCUUCCGGAUAAUCUGUGAAGCCAAGCCAAGCCAAGCCAAGCCAAGCCGAGCCCAGCCAAGCCAAGCCAAUUCUGUCAUCUUAACUCUUAGUAUGUAUGUAUACUCAACUCAACUAACUUACUCAAACUCAGCUCUCUCUCUCUCUCUCUCUCUCUCUCUCAGCUUUUCUUUCUUUAGACAUAUCCCCCUUUAAAUUGACAAAUUGCUGCCUCUAACCAUUAUUCCAUUGUCGUAGUAGUAGUAGUAUCUUGUAAACCUACAUACAUACACCUUUCUGCUGGGGAUCGAGUGGGAUAUGUUUUCGUGUAUAUAUAAAAUUUAAUUUUUAUAUUUUUUAUUAUUAUUAUUUUUCGUGUACACACU